Messenger RNA from Lacerta agilis (Sand lizard), 915 nucleotides. RefSeq names its product taste receptor type 2 member 8-like. Gene Ontology annotation, cellular component: membrane. Gene Ontology annotation, biological process: G protein-coupled receptor signaling pathway; detection of chemical stimulus involved in sensory perception of bitter taste; sensory perception of taste. Gene Ontology annotation, molecular function: G protein-coupled receptor activity; bitter taste receptor activity. The transcript has a single exon. NCBI's taxonomy places the organism in Eukaryota, Metazoa, Chordata, Lepidosauria, Squamata, Lacertidae. The record is from RefSeq and is a predicted model, not a curated record. Bases 1 to 915 code for a protein of 304 amino acids.
AUGUCCACCUCCUUUGAAUUCUUCGGCUUCAUUCUUCUCAUUAUUGAAACCCUUGUAGGAAUAGCGGGAAACGGAUUUAUUGCUAUCAUUAACUUCAUUGACUGGUUUAGCAGCAGAAAACUAUCCCCAGCCGACAUGAUUCUGAGCUGUCUUAGCUUGUUUAGAUUUGCAUUUCAUGCAAUUGCAAUACAGGCUACAAUUCAUCUCCUCUUUUUCAUGGAUACCUUUCUUUUGAGGAAUGUAUAUAUUGCAUACAAUGCCUCAUGGCUAUUUGUUAAUACGGUUAACCUUUGGUUUGCCACUUGGCUCAGUAUUUUGUACUGUGUAAAGAUUGCCAACUUCUCCAAGCCUCUCUUCCUCCAAAUGAAGCGGAGAUUCCCUGGGCUGGUGCCUUGGCUGCUUCUGGGGACAGUGGUCUUCUCUGCAAUCACCACGACCAUCAAGACAAUAGUGAGAAGUACAAUCAAGUCUGAAUGCAAGACAAUUGAUUCACUUCUAAGCAAUAACACUGACUCAGGAAUUAAGACAUCUGACUCUUGUAAGUAUUACAUGCUUCUAUAUCUUCUUCCAGAGUUCUUUGCCUUCAUUAUAUUUUCUUCCUCAUCCAUUUUAUUGCUAACCUCUCUGUGGAGGCACAAAAAUCUUUUACAAAACAGUGCAAGGAAUGUCAGCACAGAAGUUCACCUGAAUGCCAUCAAAGCUCUGGCUUCUUUUUCCAUUCUCUACGUAUCUAGCUUUUUUGUGGAAAUAUUGACAACGUUCUUCACUUGGAUGGAUAUUGAAGGCAUUGAGAUGAAUAUUUGGCUUUUUGAUUUUGCUGCUGCAUAUUCCUCUGGCCAUGCCAUUAUCCUGAUCUUCAUUAAUCCCAAACUGAAAAAGGAAUCAGUCAAGAUGCUACAUCAACUAAAAUGCUGA